CUCUGUAUCCUCAACUUUUUACUCUUUCUUCAACAAACUUUCAUUCAUAAAUUUCCCAUACUUCAACUCUUUCUCUACAAACAAAACACAACACAUUCAUGGCUUAUAAUCAAGAAGAGCAAAAUCAAGUUCAGUAUCCUUUAGACUCCACAUGCUAUAGAAUUCUCGAUGAAAUUGGUCGAGGUGUUAGUGCUAUUGUGUACAAAGCCAUAUGUAUUCCUAUGAAUUCAUCCGUCGUAGCAAUCAAAGCUAUUGAUCUUGAUCAAUCAAGAGCUGAUCUCGACAACAUUAGACGCGAAGCCAAGACAAUGUCCCUUCUUUCUCAUCCAAAUAUCCUUAAAGCACAUUGUUCUUUUACUGUCGAUCGUUGUCUUUGGGUUAUCAUGCCUUUUAUGUCUGCAGGUUCUCUUCAAUCCAUCAUUUCCUCUGCUUUCCCUGAUGGUUUAUCUGAGCCCUGUAUCGCGAUCGUCCUCAAAGAGACGCUCAAUGCAUUAGCCUACCUUCACAAUCAAGGCCACCUUCACCGCGAUAUUAAAGCAGGAAACAUUCUUAUAGAUUCUGAUGGAACUAUAAAACUCGCGGAUUUUGGAGUUUCUGCAUCAAUUUUCGAGCCAAUUUCAGGUUAUGGAUCGUCCUUUUCUUCCUCAUCUUCGUGUUUAAUGUUCACCGAUGUAGCUGGAACUCCGUAUUGGAUGGCACCUGAAGUGAUACAUUCACAUACAGGGUACAGUUUUAAGGCUGAUAUUUGGUCUUUUGGUAUUACUGCUCUUGAAUUAGCACAUGGAAGACCUCCCCUGUCUCAUCUCCCUCCUUCAAAAUCCUUGUUCAUGAAAAUCACUAAACGAUUUCGAUUUUCUGAUUAUGAGAAAACAAAAAACACCAAGAAAUUCUCAAAGGGUUUUAAGGAUAUGGUAGGAUUAUGUCUUGAUCAAGAUCCAUUCAGAAGGCCAACAGCAGAGAAACUAUUAAAGCAUCCAUUCUUUAAAAGCUGUAAUAAAGGCCCUGAUUUUCUUGUUAAGCAUGUUUUGCAGGGCUUGCCAAGUGUGGAACAGAGGUUUAAACAAGUAAAGAUUCACAGACUUUUGUCCUCAAAGAAAUCUGAUGGAGACGACGACGAUGAUGAUCCAGAAAAUGGAGAAAUUUCUAAACAAAGAAGGAUCAGUGGAUGGAAUUUCAACGUGGAUGGGUUCGAACUUGAUCCAGUACUUUUCACAACUGAAAAAGAUCAAGAUAUUAGUAGCCUAAAGCCAAAUUAUGUCGAUGAUGUGGUGAAACAAGUCGAUGUAUCAGAAUUGUUUUCUGAUACAUCGACUAUAAGUUCACCAGGAGGUUCACGACAAUCGUCUGAGGUCGAAGGGGUUGCUAUGAAUUGUAGUGGAGAUAGAAGAAUUGGAGGUGAAAGUGUUAGUAGGGAAGUAAUGUUGGCUAGCUUAUUGUUUUUGAAGAAGAGUUUGGAUGAUCAAAGACAAAAUGUAAUGAAUUUGAUAAGCAUUUUUCAUGGGGAACAACAUGUUGUGGAUGUGAAUAAAAAAGACAAUUUGAUUGAGGUGAUUGAUAAGUUGAGAAAUGAAGUUGAGAAUGAGAAGAAGAAAAAUUCUACUUUGCAGCUUGAGAUAGAGUUUCUCAAGUCCCACUAUUCCAAUGAGUAGUAGAAGAAGAACUUAUAUAUCUAUUGUAUUCCUAGAAAUUUUUAUUAUUAUAAGCGUUCAAUGUGUUUUGUGUUAUGUCUUAGUAGAAUUUUCACCAAUCCGCUAAUAACAUUACUGAUUUGUCCCUCCAAAAUACAACAGCUCAAGAAUGUGUACACUGAAACAUUCUUCCCGUCUUUACUACAGAUCAAAUCACAAGAUCUUUGUAUAUAUGAGCUGAGGAGCUAUAUCUCCCGGAAUCUGUCCAAAAGUCCUCACUUUUUCGAGGCAGGGCUUCGAUCUAUAUCUGGCCAACUCCUCGAACUACUGGGUGCGGCAUAUUCAUGGACUGGCAAAGUGAACUCUCAAAUUUGAUCAAGAGAGCCUAGGGAGCACUGGAAGACACUCAGGACUAUAGCAUGUCGUGAAAGAAGCACACUGCUUUGACCGUGUCUACGGGGCCUAACAUGAAAGAGCCUUCUCUAGUAGCAGCACUAUACCUUAGUAUCUCUCUCGCAUCUAGUCUAAUAUAAAACGUAGUUAACUCCAGAGUCCAUGUCCAUCAAUAAAAACACCUUGUUUGAGCGAUGA
This is a messenger RNA of Solanum pennellii, 2219 nucleotides long. Its product is annotated as serine/threonine-protein kinase BLUS1. Gene Ontology annotation, molecular function: protein serine/threonine kinase activator activity; ATP binding; protein kinase activity. NCBI's taxonomy places the organism in Eukaryota, Viridiplantae, Streptophyta, Magnoliopsida, Solanales, Solanaceae. The record is from RefSeq and is a predicted model, not a curated record. Gene Ontology annotation, biological process: protein phosphorylation. The transcript has a single exon. The coding region runs from base 99 to 1649 and encodes 516 amino acids.